AUGAAGAAUGUUCCAAAAAACAGUUUCACAGUUGCUGAUUGGGUUGUGUUUUCUGGGAUGCUCAUCAUCCCGGCAUGCAUCGGAAUUUAUUAUGCUUUGGCUGGAGGAAAGCAGAAAACUACUAAGGAGUUUCUUAUGGGAAAUCGCAGUCUAAAAAUGGUUCCUGUGGCCAUUUCUAUUCUUGUUUCUUUUCUGUCGGCAAUUCUGAUUUUGGGAGCGCCUGCAGAGAUGUAUACAAAAGGAACCCAGUAUUACUUAUAUGUGUUUGGACAAAUGGCGGCCGCAGCACUGGCUGCUUUCUUGUUUGUGCCGCUAUUUUACCCGCUGAAAUUAACGAGUAUGUACGAGUAUAUUGAACUAAGAUUCAAGUCCAGAGCAGCAAGAUUAACAGCAACAGUUAUAAAUAUACUGUCAUCGCUAAUAUACACUGGAAUUGCAUCAUUUGCUCCUGCAACAGCCUUGCAAGCAGUAACUGGUUUUCCUGAGUGGGCUUCGAUUCUUCUGAUAGGUGUAGUUGUUACAUUUUACACUUUUAUGGGAGGAUUGAAAGCUCUAGUGUGGGUGGAUGCAUUUCAAGCCAUCAUCAUGUUCGGAAGUCUGUUAUCAAUUGUGACAAAGGCUGCUUUAGAAGUAGGAGGGUUUUCAAAAGUGUGGGAACUGAAUGAACAAUGGAGUCGAAUCAAUUUUUGGAACUUUGAUUUCGAUCCAACAGUUCGGCACACCUUUUGGGCAUUAACAAUCGGAGGCAUGAUAAACUGGGUUGGAACCUUUGGAGCAAGUCAACAGAGCAUACAAAGGUUCAGUGCCUUACCCUCUCUCAGGGAGGCAAAAAUAGCAGUCUUGCUGAACUGCUUGGGACUCUUUCUGAUGGUAACAACAGCUUGUCUGGCAGGCAUUGCUGUGUUUGCUUUCUAUGCAAUGAAAGGGUGCGAUCCAUUAACAAACAAAGAAAUCAAUAAUUCAAACCAGAUCAUUCCGUUCUUUGUGGUUCAAAUGCUGCAUCUACCCGGAGUGCCUGGUUUGUUCAUUGCUGGUCUUUUUAGUGGUGCUUUAAGCGCUAUAUCAUCCAAUCUGAGCUCACAAGUCGCAACGUCAUGGGAGGAUUUCAUAAAACCUCACGUACAAAAUAGAUCAGAAAAAGUCCAUGUAUGGAUAACCCGAACGUUAGUGAUUUUCUUUGGUAUUCUCGGAUUAGCAGUUUCAUUCGCGGUAAAGGAAAUAGGUGGGACUGUUUUGCAGGUCUCUCUCAGCUUUAUGGGGGCUGCUAGCGGUGCCUUAAAUGGAUUUGUUGUACUAGGGACAUUUUUCACGUCAUGCAAUUGGAUUGGAGCUAUGGUGGGACCAUUUGUUUCCUAUGUUGUCAUGAUGUGGAUAGGUAUAGCUAAGUACAGUGUGAUAGGAGUUGAGGGAGAUCUUAAGUUUCCUACAGAAACCUGUUCUGCCGAUUUUAACCUGACGACUCCAAUGACACUUAUGACCCUCAUGCCCCAGGAAAAUCUUCACCUUCUUGCUGAUUCCUUCCAUUAUUUAGAUCGCACUGUGAUACUGACCAAUAUCACAGCUGGUAUCACAACAGAUGCAACUCAGGUAGUUAAACACAGGUCGGCGCUUGAUGCUCUUUACUCUUUGUCCUAUUUGUGGUACUCCACUCUUGGAUUACUCAUAGCUGUCAUUGUGGGUCUAUGUGUCAGUUUAGCAACAUGUCCAAUGAAAGCGGAUGAAGUAGACCCGAAAUACCAAGUACGUUUUUGUGACUGGUUAUGCUGUUGUCUACCACAGUCAUUGAGGAAGAAAUUAAAUUGUUGUACAGGGUAUAACGAGGACCAAACCAGAGACUUGUUUUCCGACAUCAAUGUGCUCCUUGACGGGAAUAAAGAUAAUGAUAACAGAAAUGGAAUUCAGACAAGGCAGAGUCAGGUUUUGUCUGCGGAAGGUUUGUGGAGGUCUGAAAUCAGUGAUUAA
This is a messenger RNA of Saccostrea cuccullata (small rock oyster), 1962 nucleotides long. RefSeq names its product sodium-coupled monocarboxylate transporter 1-like. The transcript is spliced from 16 exons. Gene Ontology annotation, cellular component: membrane. Bases 1 to 1962 code for a protein of 653 amino acids. Gene Ontology annotation, molecular function: symporter activity. Gene Ontology annotation, biological process: sodium ion transport; transmembrane transport. The record is from RefSeq and is a predicted model, not a curated record. Lineage: Eukaryota; Metazoa; Mollusca; Bivalvia; Ostreida; Ostreidae.